Molecule: messenger RNA, 1941 nt
Organism: Closterium sp. Naga37s-1
Lineage: Eukaryota; Viridiplantae; Streptophyta; Zygnematophyceae; Desmidiales; Closteriaceae
Source: the annotation of a GenBank genome assembly
AUGGCGGCCCUCGCUGCGGUCAGCUUCGCGUCCUUCGCGGGCCUUCGCGCCCUCCCCGCCUCCCACGGCGACACACACGGCGCUUCCACCGCCAUUAGCGUCACUUCGUCGCAGCGACCCGGCAGCGGCACGUGCGUCGUGCGGGCGGAUGCGCGGCGGCGGUUGGGGCGGCGCGCGGGGGAUGAGGAUGAGGGGACGGGGAUCGGCGCGCUGGUGCCCGUGAGUCCCGAGGACGAUGCCGUUCAGACCAGCGGCUCGGGCAGACGCGCCAGCGGCUACUACUCGUACCAGGGGCAGCGCGCGGCGGCGGAGCAGGCGGCGUUCGUGCGCGACAUGGAGGCGGCGGCGGCGGCGCAGCAGACGGAGCGGCAGGUGCUGAUGGACUCUGACGUGGCGGCCACGCAGCAGUCCACGUACCAGCGGAAGACCAAGAUCGUCUGCACCAUCGGCCCCACCAGCAACACGCGCGAGAUGCUGUGGAAGCUGGCGGAGACGGGCAUGAACGUGGUGCGGCUGAACAUGAGCCACGGCGACCACCAGUCGCACCGCCGCGUCGUGGACCUCGUGCGCGAGUACAACAAGGGGCAGGCCAGCCAGGGCGCCGGCAACGUGCUCGCCAUCAUGCUCGACACCAAGGGUCCCGAGGUGCGAAGCGGCGACCUGCCGCAGCCCAUAGAGCUGGAGCCCGGGGAGAGCUUCACGUUCACCAUCCGGCGGGGCGUGGGGUCGCACCGCACCGUCAGCGUCAACUACGAUGGCUUCAUUGAUGACGUGGACGUCGAUGACAUCAUCCUCGUCGAUGGCGGCAUGAUGUCGUUCCAGGUGAAGCGCACGCGCGCGGAGGACGUGGUGUGCGAGGUGCUGGACGGGGGCGACCUCAAGUCGCGCCGCCACCUCAACGUGCGCGGCAAGUCCGCCACUCUGCCCUCCAUCACAGGUCGCAUAUCCCCUUACCCCCAGUUCGCACCUCCCUUUCCCCCCAGAUCGCACCUCCCUUUUCCCCGAGGUCGCACCUCCCUUUCCCCCCAGGUCGCACCUCCCUUUUCCCCCAAGUCGCACCUCCCUUUUCCCCCAGGUAGUGCCUCCCUUUCCCCCCAGGUCGCACCUCCCUUUUCCCCCAGGUCGCGCCUCCCUUUUCCCCCAGGUCGCACCUCCCUUUUCCCCCAGGUCGCACCUCCCUUUUCCCCCAGGUCGCACCUCCCUUUUCCCGCAGAUCGCUCCUCCCUUUCCCCCCAGGUCACAUCUCCACUGACUCUCCUCCCCAGCGUACCUUCGCACUUCCUCCGGUCCCUUCCCCCAUUCCCGUACUUCUGCUUGAGGAGGAUGAGUGAUUGGUGCUUCUGCUUCAACCGCCAUUCCCUUCCCAUCCCUCUCCUCUCCCCUGCCUCCCCAUCUCUCCCUUGCCUCCCCAUCUCUCCCCUGCCUCCCCAUCUCUCCCCUGCCUCCCCAUCUCUCCCCUUGCCGAACCAACUCCCCCCUUGCCUCCCCAUCUCCCCCUUUGCCUCCCCAUCUUUCCCUCUGCCUCCCCAUCCCUCUCCAACAUUCCCUCUCACCCGUCUUCCUGCCUCCUCAUUUCCCUCUCCCCCCUCUUUCCCUCAUGUCCCCCCCUCCUUCCCCCCAUUUCCCCCCUCCAAACCCCUCAUUCCCAUCCCUCUUCCCCUCAUUUCUUCGUUUUCUACCCCAUUUCCCCAUUUUUUGUUUUCCCCUCUCCGCCCGACCGCCACCCGCGCCUGCAGCCUCGUGACCGACACGGAACCGCCAGCUGCGCGUUUGACGAGGUGCACGAGAUGCGCCCAUUCAUGCUCCAGCGCCUUUCCUCAUCCCUCCGAAACUCUUCCUCUCCGCCCUACGGUAGUGCUGGCAGAGCUGCGGAGCUUCUUUCCUUUCACCUUGCUGCCGCUCUCCUCUUUCCCUGCGUGCCAGGCUAAGUGUGCCGUGUAG